Molecule: messenger RNA, 570 nt
Organism: Daphnia magna
Lineage: Eukaryota; Metazoa; Arthropoda; Branchiopoda; Diplostraca; Daphniidae
Product: pro-resilin
Exons: 3
Coding region: 117-494 (125 amino acids)
Cellular component (GO): extracellular matrix
Source: RefSeq, a predicted model, not a curated record
UUGCGUUCUUUUUGUUAUGGUUUUUAUGAGACUAAUUGCUCUGUAUAUAAAGAAGGGGACAUACUGAUCGAAAGUCACCAGUCUUCUACCAGGCAACUUCACCUCAACUACCCAACAUGCAGCUUGGCGUUUUUCUUUUUGCUAUUUUCGUCGUGGCUACCGCCGUUCCAUCCAAGUCUAGUGAUUACAAAGACAAUUACGAAUACGCUCCGGCUCAGUAUGAUUUUGGCUAUGGAGUAAAGGACGACUACGCUUACGUCGACUUUGGCCAUAGCGAGAAUCGUAACGGUGACAAAACUAAAGGACAAUACUACGUCGUUCUUCCUGAUGGUCGUCGCCAAGUUGUCAAUUACUACGUUGAUGGCUAUUCCGGAUACGUUGCUGAUAUCAAGUACGAGGGAAACUACAAAUCGGCCUACUCCGCUGAUUACAAACCUACUUAUAAGCCGGUGCCUAAUCCCACAUACUCUCCUUCCUACAAGCCGACAUAUUAAGAAAAUUAAGAUUUUAUCGUGAGCAGUUAUGUAUCAAUGCAAUUUUUUUUAAAAACGAACAAUAACUUAAACUGGU